This is a messenger RNA of Ylistrum balloti, 3137 nucleotides long. RefSeq names its product delta-like protein 1. NCBI's taxonomy places the organism in Eukaryota, Metazoa, Mollusca, Bivalvia, Pectinida, Pectinidae. The record is from RefSeq and is a predicted model, not a curated record. Bases 30 to 1847 code for a protein of 605 amino acids. Gene Ontology annotation, biological process: establishment or maintenance of epithelial cell apical/basal polarity; Notch signaling pathway; heterophilic cell-cell adhesion. Gene Ontology annotation, cellular component: plasma membrane; protein-containing complex. The transcript has 10 exons. Gene Ontology annotation, molecular function: calcium ion binding.
UCAGCACCUCAUGUAGUCGUCGUGUGGCGAUGAUGGGAAGGACUUUGGCUGGAUUGACGUUCGUAAUUUCUUUUGCAGUACAGGUGAUCAGUAUGGGGAUGUUUCAAGUUUCAAUCAUGUCUAUAUAUAACUAUCGAGGACAGAAAGACAAUGGACACUGUUGCGAUGGUAACCAGGAACGCCCGCCUUGUACAAUGGAGUGCCGCACGUUUUUCUCGAUUUGUCUGCUUCAUUACAUUACAGAUGUACCUGACAAUCCAUCGUGUCCGUUUGGACAUACAUUCACGCCUGUCCUUGGCGGAAACACCAUAAAUGAGACAGCCCUAGCCGUCCUCAAUUAUUUCCCGCUUAAAAUACCGUUUUCCUAUGCUUGGCCGGGGACAUUUACACUGGUGAUAGAUGUUUUACAUGAUGCCUUCCACAACAGAACACGCACAGAUCGAAGCCAAAGAAUAUUGCGUUCCGUGGUAAUCGACACACUUUAUCCUCCCACUGUUUGGAAAAAAGAAACGGAAGUAUCGGAAUCAGUUGACCUUUUCUACAACUUCCGGGUCCUUUGCGAUGAAAACUAUUAUGGCCCUGAAUGUAACGUCAUAUGCAGACCCAGGAACGACAACCUCGGACAUUACCUUUGUGAUGAAAACGGUACAAAAACCUGCCUGCCAGGAUGGGAAGGAGAACAUUGUCAGCGAGCUCUUUGUCUCGACACGUGCAACAAGACAAAUGGGAUAUGCGAGGAACCCUUCACCUGUCGCUGCAUUAUGGGAUGGACUGGCGAGUCCUGUGACCAGUGUCUAACCCAUCCUAAAUGUAUGAACGGAUAUUGUUUACAGCCCUCGCAAUGUAUUUGUCUGGGUGGAUGGCGGGGAGAGUAUUGUAACAUUGACACGAAUUUUUGUAUGAAGACCCAGCCGUGUUUGAACGGAGGAACUUGUAUUUUUAAUUUACAAUCUAACUACACAUGCUUAUGUCAUCACAACUUUACUGGAAUUCACUGUGAAAACCCGCUAUGUUACCCAGGAUUCUGUGAAAAUGAUGGUCUCUGCCAGGACGAAGAACGUGGGCCGAUAUGUACGUGUCCACCAGGGUAUCACGGAGUAAGAUGUGAGAUUCCUGUCCCCACAUGUCUAGAGAUUGAGUGCAGAAAUAACGGCACGUGUAUAAUGAAGGAUUUCGGCGCUACGUGUGAUUGCGUGGCACCGUUUAUCGGAAAGAGGUGUGAAACGUAUAAAAACCCAUGUGACGCUGUUCCUUGUAAAAAUGGGAAAUGUUUCAAUAAAAGCAGUUCCUAUACGUGCUUAUGUGAAGAGGGUUAUAAGGGAGAUAACUGUGAUAUAACUGUCGAUCUCUGUGACGACUACAUUUGUCACAAUGGUGGCACGUGUUUCCUAGAUAGUUCAAGUAAACUUCCUGUAUGUGCUUGUGGAGACAAUUAUUCUGGAUAUGACUGUAGAAACACUAUAGAUCUUUGUGUUGAUCAUCAAUGUCAAAAUGGCGGAUCUUGUAAAGUGACAUCAUCAAAUUUUAAAUGUGAAUGUACGGAUGGAUAUUCCGGUGAUUAUUGUGAACACAAACGUGACUCAUGUGAAAAUAUUGUUUGUAAAAAUGGCGGUAUUUGUAAACAUUUUGAGAAUUCCACCAAAUGUGUAUGUGGCAUUCACUACAAGGGACGGCAGUGUGAGGUUCCUCUUCUUCAAUCCGACCAAUCAGCAACACACCCGACUCUGGGGGACAGAGACCGAGAUAUGGGUUACGUAAACAGAGGAUACAUUCUUCAUCUCACGAUCUACACAACAACGGGAACAACGCUUAUAAUAACAUAUUUUGGUAAACUAUUAACACUUUAAAUUUUUUUAAUAAUCUAAUUUUAUGAAGAUAUUUGCUGUACCUGCUUUCAAAGAAUUUGAUUUUACAGAAAAAAAUUAAGACUUUAUAGAGAGUAGAAAUAUCAAAGUGUUCUUGGAUAAAAGGAUAACUCUAAACACCACUACUGUGACUCAAGUAUGACGUCAUUAACAACAUGAAUGAUUUCCCUACGAUACAAAACAGGCGUGUCAGCUGUUUCGUAAGUCUAUUUUUGCUCCUGUUUUACAUAAAAAACAGAUCUUACAUUGCAGAACAUGUCAACACGUCAGACUGUUAAAAAUGAACUGUUUUGUAGUUUUGAAACCCUUAAAGGAAUGUAACCUUGUAAAAUACAAGCAACAAUAUGCCGCUCGGCUAGAGAGAUUUCUUUUAGCUCGAUAGGUUGAGGGUUAGAAUAGUAAGACAGAGGUUCCGGGUUAGUGGAGACAUUUAAAUAAUGACCUAUGUUACAUUAUCCCCCCUCCCCCACGUGGGAACUCCGGAUCAAUGCUUAGCGUUAACUUUUAAUCAUAUUCCAUCACAGUUGUCACCCUUCCAUUUUCGCCGUGAAUGGCAGACGAGCCAUCGUGGAAGUGACAUGUGAAAGACAUUGAGUCGAUACAAUUUGGAGAACAAGAACCACGUGAUACGGUGAUUUGACGAGUGUUCCAAAGACAUGCGUUGUAUCGGGGAAUUACGUACGAAAACUGCCUAGAACCAGAAUUUUAAUCUACAAAACCGUACAUCAUUAGUAUCCGUCAUGAGAACUAAAUGUUGACUAUAUAUAUUUUUAAAUUCAACAAACCUAGUUUUACGUGCUUGAAUUUUUUCUCGAUUUUAUUUCGGUAAAAUAAACAUUGGUGGCCAUGGUUACAGGGAAAGUCGAAGGGUUUGGUACCCUCAGAUGUCAUGACAUCAUUCAGUCUAUAAAUCGGCUUAUUUCCGGGCAACCAUAGCUAAAACACCCCCAUAAAACAUCAAUAUCAAGUGUUCAAAACUCAUUGAAAAGGAAUUAACUCCAAUAACACAGUAAAUCUUAAUCAACCAUAAUGACAUGGAGCUACACAUGUAACUCUAAAGUUGCUGAUGUUUUACUAAAUAUAAACCAAGCUACAUUCUUGUAACUGUGGUCAUGAACUGUAGGUAGCUUAACUAACACUAACCUUACGAUGCAGACGCUAUUUACUAAGCGUCAAUGGUCGUAACUAUUUACGAUGUGUUGAUGAAACGUUAUUCUCAGAAAUAAAUGUUUUAUUUAUGACGUUAUUCUGUUGUUGAUUUACAAUUGUGAA